Aspergillus pseudotamarii is the source of this 1191-nucleotide messenger RNA. Its product is annotated as pectin lyase fold/virulence factor. Gene Ontology annotation, biological process: cell wall modification. The transcript has a single exon. The record is from RefSeq and is a predicted model, not a curated record. Gene Ontology annotation, molecular function: pectinesterase activity. NCBI's taxonomy places the organism in Eukaryota, Fungi, Ascomycota, Eurotiomycetes, Eurotiales, Aspergillaceae. The coding region runs from base 1 to 1191 and encodes 396 amino acids.
AUGGCCAUGCCUCUCUUUUCAUGGUUCUUUUGUAUUUGGAUAUGCACUAGCUCUCUGGCCUGGGGGUACCCAUCUGAAGGAGGUUAUUCAUCCCCAGAAGCAUGUCAAGCCUCAACGGCAGCAAACCCCCUUGAUGGUUGUCCAGAGAGUACAGUCCUCGUCUCCGCCACCCAUGAACAGGCACAUUUCCGCACUAUCCAAGGUGCCAUUGACUCCCUCCCGCACGAUGACACGAACCAAACAAUCCUCAUCCUUUCCGGAACCUACACCGAACAACUUAAUAUCACCCGGCCAGGGCCUCUGACACUGCUAGGCGAAUCCAACAGCCCACACAAUGCCUCAACGAACUCUGUUCACGUCGAGUGGGCUGCAGCCACCGAGCAAGGAAUCUACACCGACAAUGUCUACACCAGUGUUCUCAUCGUUGCGCCGACCCUCAACGCAAGCCUCACAGGGUCCGGGCCAGCAGGACUCCCCGUCCCGCCCGGUACGCCCUUCGGGUGUAGCGACUUCCGGACCUACAACAUUGAUUUUCGUAACGUCUACGCCGAACAGUCGGCCGGCCCAGCACAUGCGUUGAGUUUCUCUCGCGCGAACGGCGGGUUCUAUUAUUCCGGGUUCUACAGUUACCAGGACACGGUUUUCGUUGGCAAACUGGGGAACGCUUACUUCCACUCGAGCAUCGUCGCCGGGCAGACUGAUUUCCUGUACGGGUUUGGCACCGCAUGGGUCGAACGAUGUGAGCUGGUUCUUCGGGGAUGUGGAGGCGGCAUCACGGCGUGGAAGGGGACGAAUACUACGUAUGCCAAUAAAUUCGGUGUGUAUGUGCAUGAUUCUACCAUCACGGCUGUGAAUGCUUCCGUUGCAGUGGAGCAAGAGGGACAGUGUGCCCUAGGUCGACCCUGGAAUAGUGGACAUCGGAGUAUCUUUGCAGGGACUUAUGAAGACGAUACAAUUCGAGAUAGUGGAUACGUGCUUUGGGAGGCGCCCAUUACGGAGCAGACGCUCAUGGGAGAGUAUGAGAAUCUUGGGCCUGGAUGGGGUGUUGCAGCGCGGCGAACGUACAAUUAUAGUGUGCUGUUAGAUGAAGAAACGUGGAAUGGGUAUAACUCGCCGGCAAAAGUGUUCCUAACCGAGGAAGGUAGGCCGGGCAAUGUUGGCUGGAUUGAUCAACGGAUCCAGUGGUGGUAG